Molecule: messenger RNA, 495 nt
Organism: Wickerhamiella sorbophila
Lineage: Eukaryota; Fungi; Ascomycota; Dipodascomycetes; Dipodascales; Trichomonascaceae
Exons: 1
Coding region: 1-495 (164 amino acids)
Source: RefSeq, a predicted model, not a curated record
AUGAUCUUCGUUCAUCUUCACGCUGUUAUUGUCUCCGCCGCUCUCGCCCUCGCCGAUGUGACUACCACGGCUGAUGAAAUGGCGACCAGCACAGACACACCGGAUAUUUUAGACAGCCUGGCAACUAUUCCGGAAAUCACAUUCACUGAUAGCGGCCCUACUGAUCUUCCCUCAAACGCAACCGAAACAAGUGUGCCCACUGACCUUCCCUUGAACACAACCGCAACACACGUUCCUUUGCCCGAGCCUACUUUUGAUACCAGCUACCUCGAACCGACUGGAAACACAACAUUUGGCAAUGCUACAGUGGCUCCUACUGCCACCACCAGUACCAGAACGGGUCUGAACCAGACGGCCACGGAGACCAAACCCUCAGCCAAGGGGCCUACCUCAACCAAGGAGACUGUUCCUACCGUUCCAAGCAACGGCGGCGUCAAGCUGUCAGCUAUUAGCAUUGGCCUACCCUUGGUUGCUGCGAUUGCGUGCCUUCUGUAA